This is a messenger RNA of Aspergillus terreus NIH2624, 2298 nucleotides long. Its product is annotated as putative DNA repair protein Dds20/Mei5. The coding region runs from base 1 to 2298 and encodes 765 amino acids. The record is from RefSeq and is a predicted model, not a curated record. The transcript has 4 exons. Lineage: Eukaryota; Fungi; Ascomycota; Eurotiomycetes; Eurotiales; Aspergillaceae. Gene Ontology annotation, biological process: DNA recombination.
AUGACUUCAAUGAAUCUCAACGGGAAACGCCGUCGCGUUGAACACUCUGCGUCGGGGCUCUCCAAGCCGUUCAAGUCUCCGCUUCGCCGCCCACCUCAGACCCCCGAGAACGAGUCAGAGGCCGAAAAGAAGGAAAACGAAGACUAUUCACCGAGACACGCAUCGCUAUCUAGCUCAACACGUGCCGAACCUACACCAGGGCAACCUCUCGAACCGACGACUCCCCUCUCGACGUCUUCCACCCGCCCCUCCUUCCAUCCUCGUACCCAACCUCCCUCCAAACGAAAGCUCCCCAGCAGCCACCUUACGCCUCCGAAGAAACCCAUCCUCUCUGAUCCAGCCGUUCUCGACCUCCAGAAACAGCAACGCGCUUUGCAGACCCGGCUGGCGGCCCUCCGCUCAGAACUGGACACCGCGCAGCAGGCUCUGCGCAUCGAGUCGUCGAACAAAGCCGCCGAUCUCGAGGCGCUCAUUGCGAAGUGGAGGUCCGUCAGCCAGAGCGCCGCGGAGGAGGUCUUCACUGGGGCGCAGGAACGGGUGUCGCGCAUGGGGGGCAUGAAGGCCUGGAAGGAGCGCAUGCGGACCGAGACGGCGCAGUGGGAGCGCGAGGAGAUAGAGGCAUGGUAUGGAGACGGAGAGGCUGAGGAAUUUGGGGUGGAUCGGGAGGAAUUGGAGAUGCGCAAGGCGGAGAUGAGCGAUCGGGUUGAGGUGAGCGAGGGGAAGAAGGAGGAUCUGAAGGAGUUGGAGGAUGAGGAGUUCACGAUGGAGGUGAUGUUGAAGACAUUGAACGUGGACUUGAAGGUCAUCGGGCGUCGCGGCACUGAAUGUCUGCCCGUCAAAUCCAACAAAGAUGGAGAAGACAUCACCGUUCCGCUCAAAUACCUGAAAUAUCUGGAGUCGCGCGUGGCCGAGCUUGAAGAUGGGCAGAAUGUCCCCCAAACGUCGCCACCGGUCCGUGAUAUGGGCGUCCAAACCGAUCCCGUGGAUGAACCUCACCAUGUUGAGGACAUGUCACUCGACAAGCUCCCUCUCAACCGCAGCCCCGGGGGAUGGCGUGUGAUCCUUCACCAGUUGCUUUUGCAUCCGGGGAGUUAUCCGGUCUCUGGGGCAGAUCAAUACCCGGGGCAUGCUUCGGGCACAGGGCACGAGCUCGUGCUGCUACCUGAUCCCCGAACCCAGCCGCAACGGUUAGAGGAACCGUUGAUUUCAAGGCUUGCGUAUGAAAUUUACCAAGAUGAUAUGAGCAUCGAUCAGCACACUGGCUCGCCGCAUACGCUCGCCUUCACGGGGGAGUUCUCCUCAUGGCUGGAGGAAAUCUACACAAAUGUCUACUUCUCCAUCAACCACUGGGUGUGGCCAUUCCUUGACUGGGAGACGUGGAGAUCCUGGCGCCAGGAAUGGAGUGUCGAGGCGGAGACGGAUCAGUGGAAGGGUUUCUUCGUGCAGAUGGUAUAUGCCGUAGGAGCUCUGUCAUGUAACGCCUUCCAACCGGAUCAUGGCCAUUCGAUGCGCGCAUCGGAGUUUUACACUUCCGCCUUGGUCUACUACCCCUUUGUCAUGGAACAUCCGUCCACCAUUCUCCAGAUACAGGCGUCUAUAUUCAUGAUUCUAUACGCCCUACAGUGUCCUUCGUCCGAGGAGAUGGCGACGACGGUUUCUUCCAUCGUGCCGUUCUGCAUUGCGUCCAUGGCGGAGAUUAGAAAACACGCAUCCUCGAAUAUAGGCGAUGCACCAAGUCCUACAAUAGGCACCGAUGGGGUCAUCACCGAGUCGUUGUUCAUUACGUGUUACAUGUUGAACGAGAUUGUUGUGUCUGGAUGGGAGCGACCGGUUUCUGCUGCUUACAAGGCUAUUGAUGACGAUAUCUAUAACCUCGGCAAUGAGAUGCCCUCCUCAUCCGGCACGAGCAAGGCAUUGAGACACUUGUUCAAGUUGCGCAAGAUCCAAUCCAACAUCCGCCGACAUUGGGAUGAAUCUCGACCGCAGCAGGAAUCGAGCGACUCCCUUCUCAAAUCGGAGUUGACUGCGUGGAGAGAUGAGAUACCUCGAUAUAGCAUCGGCGGAUCACCGAGCACAUACCUUCAUCCUCUGUGGAUGGCGAAUCUCUACGACUACAGUAUCAUAAUACUAAUGCAAGAAAAGCGCCGUCGAUUGAAAGACGAAGACAUCGAGGAUAUUCUAUCCGCCAGCGUCGAAGUCUGUUUGAGUUUUCGCCGUCUCCAGGAAGAAGGUCAAGUGAUGUGCUAUACUUGGUCUGCGGUAAGCUACCUCCGGGAAAGUCUGAAAUGGCCGGGAUAG